Molecule: messenger RNA, 357 nt
Organism: Triticum turgidum subsp. durum (durum wheat)
Lineage: Eukaryota; Viridiplantae; Streptophyta; Magnoliopsida; Poales; Poaceae
Source: the annotation of a GenBank genome assembly
AUGGAGAUCAAGCCAGCGGUGAUCCUUGUGGCCUGUUUGUUAUUCGGCAUCAGCAACAGAGGCAGUGCAGCAGGGUGCAGAACGUCAGAUAUUUUUGUCACCACAGAGGCCUACCCGGAUCCGGGAGGAAGGCUAGUGCAGUACGUGACACUGGUGAACAACUGCGCCAGGUGCACGCAGAAGAACGUAAAGCUGGCGUGCCCGGGGUUCAGCUCUUCCAUCGAGGUCUACCCGGACACUGCCAUCAAGCCGGAUGGCGACGGCAAGCUCUGCACCCUCUACGCCGGCCGCCCGGUUGGGCCUAAAGAGAAUGUCUUCUUCAACUACGUGCCCGUCUCCUCCACCAUUGUUUGUUAG